Molecule: messenger RNA, 1452 nt
Organism: Cucumis sativus (cucumber)
Lineage: Eukaryota; Viridiplantae; Streptophyta; Magnoliopsida; Cucurbitales; Cucurbitaceae
Product: transcription factor MYC2
Exons: 1
Coding region: 121-1416 (431 amino acids)
Biological process (GO): regulation of DNA-templated transcription
Cellular component (GO): nucleus
Molecular function (GO): protein dimerization activity; DNA-binding transcription factor activity; transcription cis-regulatory region binding
Source: RefSeq, a predicted model, not a curated record
UAGUAGAGUUCCAAUUCCCCAUCACAGGUCUCAUCUCUCACACUGACGCAUUAUUGUACCUUAUAUCCCUAAAACCAUUUUCCCCAACAACCUCCCCAUCACCAUUUUCACUCCUCAUCCAUGGAAGACCUCAUUCUUUCUCCUUCAUCUUCCUCCUCCUCCUCAUCCCUCCACCACCGCCUCCGCUUUCUCCUCCACUCUCAGCCACUCCCUUGGUCCUAUGCCAUCUUCUGGCAAACCACCACCGACGACAAUGGCUCUGUUUCCCUCUCCUGGCGUGAUGGUCACUUCCAAUUCCCUUCUCAACACCCCCUCUCUCCCCCUCUCCUCCCCGACGACCCCACCGACCUCGAUUGGUUCUACAUGAUGUCCUUAACCUCCUCCUUCCCCGCCGCCGAUGCCCUCCCGGGCAAAUCCUUCACCUCUUCUUCUGUCGUCUGGCUCACUGGCUCCGAAGAACUCCACCUCCACGACUGCCAUAGAGUCAAAGAAGCUAAAUCUCACGGCAUUCAAACCUUCCUUUGCGUUCCAACUUCGUACGGUGUUCUCGAACUUGCUUCCCAACAAAUCAUCCCCGAGGACUGGGGAUUAAUCCAACAGAUAAAAUCCCUGUUCGACUCGGAUUUUGUUAAUUUCAGUACCACCACCGAUACACCACUUCCGUUUUUGGAUCAAGACUUCAACUUCGAGGAUAUUGGGUUUAUAAGCGAAGUGGCGGAGGAAGAAAUGGAAACCCCAUUAAGAAAAAAAACGAAAACAGGGGAAUGGGAGUUGUCGGAUUCCGAUAGCCCAGUUUUGAAAACAGGAGUGAUGAAAAAAACAGGGCAAAAACGAGGACGGAAGCCGAAUAUGAGUAAAGAAAAUGCAAUGAAUCACGUAGAAGCAGAACGACAGAGAAGGGAGAAACUAAACAAUAGAUUCUACGCAUUACGAUCUGUAGUACCAAAUGUAUCGAGAAUGGAUAAAGCUUCAUUGCUUUCUGAUGCGGUUUCGUAUAUAAAUGCAUUGAAGGCGAAAGUGGAGGAGAUGGAGUUGCAAUUGAGAGAGUCGAAGAAAUCGAGAGACGAGGGUGGGGAUAAUCAAAGCACCACAACGACGUCAGAGGAGCUAAUGAAGGGGAACAGUGGCGGAGGUGUAACGACGCCAACGAUAACGACAACGACAACAACGAUGACACGGUUUGAUGUGGAGGUGAAAAUCAUUGGUAGGGAUGCAAUGGUGAGAGUUCAAUCUCAUAAUUUGAACUUCCCUUCGGCGAUUGUAAUGGGUGUAUUUCGAGAUAUGGAGUUUGAAAUUCAGCAUGCGAGUAUAACAAAUGUGAAUGAUAUUAUGCUUCAAGAUGUUUUGAUUAAGCUUCCUCAUGGUUUCUCUACAGAUGAAGCUUUGAAAGCUGCUGUUUUGUCAAGAUUACAUUAAAACAAUCCUUCAUUUCUUUGGCUGUUCUGGUUUUUA